AUGGGGUGCCCACUCCAUUCGCUUAGAGCCUUGAAAUUGGUGGGCACCAGAAUCGCGGCGCGGGUUUCAUCCCCGUUAUUGCAUCGCUCGUUUGCCGCCCUGUCGCCAUCGGCGCGUGCGUCGUCACAGUCGUGGGACGGGCUGAGCCAACCCACAGGCGAGUGGCAGAGCACGCUGAAAGCACCGGUGACGGUGUCGGGCGUGGGGCUGCAUCUGGGCCUUCCCACCACCGUCACGCUGCUGCCCGCCCCUGCUGCCUCGGGACGGGUGUUCCACGUGGUGCAUGGGGGGGAUGGCGGAGGGGGGGAGGGGGAUGGCGGAGGCGGGGGAGAGGGAGGCAGGGUUGCAGGAGCAGGAAGGAAAGGGGGAGUGGUGGAGAUUGAUGCAGAUGUGUGGAGUGUGGUGGACACGCGCCUCUCCACUGUGCUGGCUGCUGCUGCUGCUGCUCCGUCCGGCUCCCCCUCCUCUCACGAGGAGUCGCCAGCGGGUGGGGGAAGUGAGCACGGUGAAGUGCGGUUGGGAACGGUGGAGCAUUUGCUGUCGGCUUUGGAGGGAUUUGGUGUGGACAACUGCGUGAUUCGCGUGGAGGGCGCCGGCGAGGUGAGAUGA
Messenger RNA from Closterium sp. Naga37s-1, 609 nucleotides. Lineage: Eukaryota; Viridiplantae; Streptophyta; Zygnematophyceae; Desmidiales; Closteriaceae. The record is from the annotation of a GenBank genome assembly.